AUGACUUCAAUAAGUGGUAACUUUCAAAAUACUAAGCCGACGGGAACAACUGGCGAUUACACACAAGACCAAGGCCUGGACUUUGAUGCUUUUGAUCUUCAAGUGAUAACGCCAAGCUCUGCACCGGCAGGUACGACCCGUUUCCAAGAUGAAGACUUGAAGAUGAUGGACCUCGGAUUUGACGACAUGAUGGACCCCGACUUCGACAUCGACAUCGAUUUCAUGUCCAGUAAUGGAUGUAUCGCACCUCAGUCACAAUCACCUUCAACACAGCAAGGGAUAUGGAAGGGCGACAUGAUGCCGGAAACCUCAGACAUUGGUGACCUUGAGAACAUAUGGAACCAGAUUAUGUCAGGCACAUCCAAGCUGCAGCGGGUCAUUGGCUCUAUUGCGCCAGCAUUAUCUCGUCCAUCUGGACCAGAUAGGAAUUGUUCUUGCCCAACGCUCAUCGGCAGGCUCCAACUUCUGGCCAUACACCCGCGAUUGUCUCCCCAAAGACAGGCUGGACACCGUCGUUACGGUCACAAUCGUCUUCGGCAAUUGCCACUCGACUUACUAGUCUUUCUUGACGACGCCGUAUACCAGACAGUUGUAACAGUUCGUUCAUGCGGGGUGUGUGGAAACGCACCGAGGGCAUUGCUUACGCUUUGUCUCCACGUCGACUGGCUAGUCGAUGUGCUGAAAGAGACGUUGGAGACGGGUCUACCUGGUCUUUCAACGCCGGCAUCAGUUUCAAGCACCCAGUCCCUAGUCCUGCCAGGAAAGCAUGGGACAGCAUCCGGCAUUGAAGAACCCAGAGCUGACCGUGAGUCGGGAUGGUCGAAUGUAAAGGGCACUCUCGGAGGAAAUGGUGAUCUGAACGAUACACUUCCGUUGAGCCUGGGGUCUUUCCAGAUGGAGGGAGAGCUCUGGAAAAUAUGCAUUCGAGAACUCUUGAAGGCCAGACUCAAUCGCCUUUCUCUACUCUUGGAGGAGGUAUUUCAUCAUGAAGGAAUCAGGGACCGCGUGAGAAACACGCUGAAAGAUACGGACUACGAUGCCCGAUCCCCGCUCGACAAGGCUGUGAGAAGCCUAGCAGGAGAUAUUUACUCCAAGAUCGAGUUUCUCUUUGGCAUGUUAGAGCUUUGGCAAACUUGCUAG
Molecule: messenger RNA, 1140 nt
Organism: Colletotrichum gloeosporioides
Lineage: Eukaryota; Fungi; Ascomycota; Sordariomycetes; Glomerellales; Glomerellaceae
Exons: 1
Coding region: 1-1140 (379 amino acids)
Source: RefSeq, a predicted model, not a curated record